AUGCGGUUUCGAUACAACUUCACUGCUCUGAUAUUUUAUUUUGGCCUCUUAACUCUCCUUCAGCUCUGCUUCUUUGGUCUCCCAAGCGUUGGCAGGUCGUCUCCCGUCCCUGGUGAGUUCGAGCACAAGCGGAACUGCAAGACGAAGACCAAGGAGCUAAUAUAUCGACCAUCUCUAGUUGAGCCUUCGAAGAAAAUGGAGGCAGUCGUCAAGCGCCUCGCGGCGCUGCGGCCCGCUAUCGAGGAGAUGCUCUCUCUCACAGGCACGGCCGGCCUGACCUACGGCGGCGUUUACCGCAGCGAAGUCAUCCAUAUCGAGAAUUUUAGAUACCGAGAUGUCGGCCAAAAGCUGCCAGUGAAUGAAGACACUAUCUUUCAAGUUGCGUCGCUCACCAAGAACAUGGUAGCUGCGACGGUCGGCAUGCUGGUAGAGGACGGCAAGCUGCGCUGGGAUACGCCUAUCAAGGAUAUCCCGCCCGAUCGAUCGAUUGAUUGA
Molecule: messenger RNA, 495 nt
Organism: Trematosphaeria pertusa
Lineage: Eukaryota; Fungi; Ascomycota; Dothideomycetes; Pleosporales; Trematosphaeriaceae
Product: beta-lactamase/transpeptidase-like protein
Exons: 1
Coding region: 1-495 (164 amino acids)
Source: RefSeq, a predicted model, not a curated record